This is a messenger RNA of Glarea lozoyensis ATCC 20868, 606 nucleotides long. Its product is annotated as Tubby C-terminal. NCBI's taxonomy places the organism in Eukaryota, Fungi, Ascomycota, Leotiomycetes, Helotiales, Helotiaceae. The transcript has 2 exons. The record is from RefSeq and is a predicted model, not a curated record. Bases 1 to 606 code for a protein of 201 amino acids.
AUGGAUACCCAACUCCAAUCUCUCCCAUCUCCAGUCACAAUCCUCGAUGGCUACAUCACCCAAGGAGAAACAACAAUCAUAAUGAAAUGUCACGACCGAACCUUCAAAACCGUCACCAUUCUCACCUCUGACAACAGACCUCUAUUCACCGUCGACGGCAAAGGUUCCGGCUCCAUCAGCUGGCAACGCACCAUCAGAGGCACCGAUGGCGUCGCACUCUUCGACCUCCGUCACCCAAACUGGGGUAUGAAGAAUCUCUGGACUGUCAAGAGACCCAGCGGUCGCGAUCUCUGCUCUUUGAAACACGUGGAGUUUCUCGGAAAGGCCAGAAGUGCGCUUGACAUGACUGUGUUCAAUGAAUCUGAUAUCGGAGCUGAGGUCAUGGUUAAGAUUCAACCGAAAGAUGCGAGUGCGCUUACGACUGUCGUUAGAGUUGGGGAGGUCGCGAUUGCGGAAAUUAGAAUUGUGGAGGAUAAUGACGUUAUUGAUUUGACGGGGAAGGAUAGGACGGUUUGGCAAGCUAGAAUUGCGGGAGGUAUUGAUCUUGGUUUGAUUGUGGUUGCCAUGCUCUGCCGUGCGGAGAUGAAUCACGUUUGGAGACAAUAA